CCCUUGGGGUCUGCACAACCAACGACCAGACGGAGCGUGUAACACGCGCCGCGCGGCCUCCGGUGUCUGGCGCUCCUACACACCCACGCACGCAGAUCGCGUCGCUUCGCCCGCAAAGCACCACACCCGACCUGCUGCUCUGCAUGACCUACGCUUGCUCAUCUACUCAUACAUCAUAUGAUGAUGCACUAUACUAUUAUCAUUUUAAUUUCAAACACUUACCGUACUUUAUUAUAGAAUAACUUUUACUUCUGAUCAUUAUUCGUUUCCUGUUACUUCCGCCUGUUAUCACCUUAGUAUGUUGAAUUAGUGAAUUUAUAUUUUUCUAUCAUCCAUUUGGAGUUGAUCCGAGCAUGCGUGUUGAUAUAAGUUUAAACCUAAUGCUCGGACCUACUCCGUUAUCUCGCCAUUUGCGCCCGCGAGUCAUUUCCUCGUCACAGCCGCGGCCGUGUGGAUGAGGGAUACGCGAUGCUUCGCAGCGUAAGUGAUAGCGUUUUGUGUGUUUGGCAUGUCUCCGGAGUCGGGUACACAAUGAGAGACAUUCGGUACCACUGGAAAGACGGAUUAUCAAGCGUCGGUAUGAGCAACGAGGUGCAACUGCCGCAGUUUCGUGUACUUGGCCACCGGCAACGCGCCACUGUUGUAACACUCACCACAGGUAACCAAUCGCAACGCCUGCUGUCCCAGCACUGUUCCAUCGCUCCGCCACCGACCCCGUCUCCCUCAGCUCGUGUGCAGACGAUCGAUACCGCGACACUAGCACACACGCUAAACUUGACACAACAAUCGCACGACAAGACGCGCGAAUUUGGCUCGCGACUCCCCCGCUCUAACCCCGACCGAGUGUCGACUCGAGUCGCAAAACCCAUUGCGAUGGGCCUGGGGCUAUUUCAUUUAUGUAUCCGCUGCGCACAGUCGGCUACACCAUGAGGGACAUCCGAUACAAGUGGAACGAGGGCCCUAACUCUGUGGGCGUGUCGAGUGAGGUGUCGCUGCCGCAGUUCAAGGUGCUCGGUCAUCGCCAGCGAGCUAUGGAGAUAUCUCUUACCACAGG
Messenger RNA from Hyposmocoma kahamanoa, 1054 nucleotides. RefSeq lists its product as uncharacterized. The transcript has a single exon. Gene Ontology annotation, biological process: monoatomic ion transport. The record is from RefSeq and is a predicted model, not a curated record. Bases 469 to 930 code for a protein of 153 amino acids. NCBI's taxonomy places the organism in Eukaryota, Metazoa, Arthropoda, Insecta, Lepidoptera, Cosmopterigidae. Gene Ontology annotation, cellular component: membrane. Gene Ontology annotation, molecular function: extracellular ligand-gated monoatomic ion channel activity.